Messenger RNA from Aspergillus niger, 1632 nucleotides. RefSeq lists its product as uncharacterized. The transcript has 7 exons. Gene Ontology annotation, biological process: transmembrane transport. Lineage: Eukaryota; Fungi; Ascomycota; Eurotiomycetes; Eurotiales; Aspergillaceae. Gene Ontology annotation, molecular function: transmembrane transporter activity. The record is from RefSeq and is a predicted model, not a curated record. Bases 1 to 1632 code for a protein of 543 amino acids. Gene Ontology annotation, cellular component: fungal-type vacuole membrane; plasma membrane.
AUGUCUUCGCCGCAAACUGUCCCCACCCUAGGGUCUCCCUAUGAGAAGGAAAUCUCAAGGAUCCGUUCGACAGAAGAUACUUCUCCUCCCACCGAAAAUGCCGAGAAAAGAGCCCAGAGGCAGCCCGGUGGGCCGUUUGCCUCUUCGAGAAUGGCUGCAUAUCUUAGACGAUUCGAACAGCAGCUCGUCGAAUAUAAUCUGGAAGCCCGUGGCAUAGAGCGGGUGCAAGAGCAUGAACGGAUGUCCAAGUUGACUUGGGUUUCUUACAUGCAGGCUUUCUUGCUUUGGGUCUCGAUCAACUUGGCGGCCAACAACAUCACACUGGGUAUGCUGGGACCUGCUACAUACGGACUGAGCUUCCUUGACUCGGCUCUAUGCGGAGUGUUCGGUGCUUUAGUCGGUGCCAUAGUUUCUUCGUGGAUGGCCACAUGGGGCCCUAUAUCCGGUAUUCGGACUAUGGCAUUCGGACGCUAUUCAAUGGGAUGGUGGCCCAGCAAACUCAUCGUCAUCUUGAACCUGAUCCAAAUGCUGGGAUAUGGCUUGAUCGACUGCGUGGUUGGCGGGCAGAUCUUGUCCGCCGUUUCACCACAUGGACACAUGACGGUUGCUGUGGAAGGCAUCGUGAUCAUCGCCAUCAUCAGUUGGGUCAUAGCCACUUUCGGCAUUCAAAUCUUCCAUUACUACGAGCGAUUUGCCUUUCUCCCCCAGCUUAUCGUUGUUUGCAUACUGUUCGGUAUGUCGGGGACGAAAUAUGACUUGUCCACACCAUCCACUGGCGACGCUCGCACAGUAGCCGGAAACCGUCUGUCCUUCUUCUCGCUUUGUCUCAGUGCCGCAAUUACAUAUGCACCUCUUGCGGCAGACUUCUUCGUCUAUUAUCCUCAGAAUACCUCGAGGACAUCUCUCUUUUUCCUCUCCUUGGGCGGCCUAAUGACCUCUUUCACCAUGGCAUUCCUCGUCGGCAUCGGUCUCGCAUCGGGCAUCACCUCGGACCCAGCGUACAGCAAAGCAUUCGCCGACGGUGCCGGAGCACUUAUCGUCGAAGGGUUCAGCCCUCUUAAUGGAUUUGGCAAGUUUUGCGCCGUAGUCGUUGCACUCGGUCUUAUCGCCAACACCAUCCCACCCACGUACUCGGCUGGCGUAGAUUUCCAGAUCCUCGGAAGAUACGCCGAAAAGGUGCCCAGAGCCAUUUGGAACGCCAUCGGAGUGAUCAUCUACACUGUGUGCGCCCUAGCGGGCCGAAGCAAUCUUUCCGACAUCUUCACCAACUUCCUCGCGCUCAUGGGCUACUGGGUCGCCAUCUGGAUAGCCAUUAUCCUAGAAGACCGCUUUAUCUUCCGCGCCCGCAGCGGAUACAACUGGCAUUCCUGGAACGACCCGUCGAAGCUGCCCUUGGGCAUUUCCGCUUUCAUUGCCUUCUUGAUCGGUUGGGCAGGCGCGAUCCUAUGCAUGGCGCAGGUGUGGUAUAUCGGGCCUUUGGCACGAUUGGUGGGUGAAUAUGGCGCCGAUAUGGGCACCUACGUUGCUUUUUCAUGGACGUGUGUGGUCUAUCCGCCUCUCCGAUAUGUCGAACUCCGCUACUUUGGACGACAUCAUUGUCUUUCAAAACAAAAGAAUUGUACAUCAAAUUGA